AUGGGAUCAUCAUCGUCUCCAUCUCCCUACGACGCCGUACUGGAAUCAGCACGGCCCUUUCUCCGAGGAGAGCUUGAGAAGAUCGAUCCAAAGCUCCCGUCGUUGAUCGCCGUCCUGAAAAGCGUCGGCGCCGGCGAGUGUUGGCACAAACACGGCAGCUUCCUGGAUCACUUGAUCGACAUCUACAAGAUCCUCAAGCUGUGGAAAGCUCCUGAAUCCGUCUGCCUCUGCGGUCUGUUCCACUCUGCUUACUCCAAUUCCUAUGUCAAUUUAGCCAUUUUCGAUCCUUCCACUGGCCGCGACGUCGUCCGUGACCAUGUCGGUGAAGCCGCCGAGUCGUUGAUCCAUCUCUUCUGCGUCAUCCCGAGACAGACUCUAAUCCACGACGAUCUUCUCUUCAAGUACUCUGAUCGUGAGCUCGUCGAGCAUCUCGAUUGCUCGGAGGUUUCACUGAGAAACGCAAAGGAGAAAGGGGAUUUCGACGGAGAGGAAGAGUGGAGGAAGAAGCUCAACGGUUUAGUGCCUGAAAACGGCGUCGUUGUGAAGCACAUCAAAACAGGUGAAGAGAUCGUUGUGUCGAGGAGAGUCGUUGGUGUCUUCCUACUCAUGACCAUGGCGGAUUUCAGCGAUCAGUUAUUCGCGUUCCAAGACGAGCUCUUCUGUAACAACGAUGGCCGGCUCGAGUUCAGAGGGAACAACGUGACCGCGUUGUGGCCUGGGAGUGGGAAACCUGGGCUGUGGUUGAACUCGAACUCGAGGAUGGGAGCGAUUUAUAGUUUGGUUGUGAGAGAAGAGGAGAUUUUGAUGGAGCAGAGGAGAAGAGCUUCUGGUUCUGGAUUCGUGGUGAGAAAGGAGAGAGACGAGGACAUAGAGCUCGUGGUGCCUCCCGUCUUCAGCUUCUGCACCAAGGUGUUGGAUGCGAAAGAGCAGAUAGAAGCAAGGGACAUGUACUGGGAAGCUGUGAGCAGCGACGCGAGCAAAGAAGGGUACUUGGAGAGGGCAGAGGAGAGAUUGUUGGGGUGUAUCGAGAAGAACCCAUUUGUGGGAGAGCCGCAUGUGUUGUUGAGUCAAGUGUAUUUGGGAAAGAAGAGAUUCGAAGAGGCAGAGAGAGAGGCGGAGAGAGGGCUUGUUCUGCUUUUGCAAUGGGGAAGUCCUUGGGACAAAAGGAUGUCUUGGGAAGGUUGGGUUGCUUGGGUUAGGGUUCUUCUCAUGAAGUCACAGGAUCAAUCUUGGCCUGAUGUUUCUUGGGGUAUCUUGAACUUGGGUCUUGUUCGCUAA
Microthlaspi erraticum is the source of this 1278-nucleotide messenger RNA. NCBI's taxonomy places the organism in Eukaryota, Viridiplantae, Streptophyta, Magnoliopsida, Brassicales, Brassicaceae. The record is from the annotation of a GenBank genome assembly.